AUGGCAACAGCUCGCAAACGCCCGCGGCCGGAUAUGAUGGAGGAGAGUCAGGCAGAAUGUCCGUUCAGUGUUAUUCAUCCUGAUCCCAACGAGAAGGAAAAGAAGACCAAGCGCAGACGACAAGAAUCUGAAGACCACCCUCACCCUAAGAUCCUGCUUCAACCUUCGCCCUUCUCACCCAUGGGCAAGUUCAAGGACCCCAACAACACUAUGGACCGGCAUUAUCAAGUUCAACCGUAUCAGAAGUGGAUGGACAUGACACGAUACAACAGCUUCGUCCUUAACGGUGUCAAGUAUUGGAGCGAAGGCUUCAUAUUCGUUGCGAACAGCUCGACGAUCGAACGCCAGAAGAACCCAGGUGAAGCCCUACAACCUAGGAAGAAGUCGGACGAUGACUGGGUCGCGAGGAUUCUCGAGAUUCGAGCUAGUGACGAGCAUCAUGUAUACGCACGCGUCUACUGGAUGUACUGGCCGGACGAGUUGCCGCCGGGCACGCAAGACGGAAAGAAGUUUAUACAAGGAAGGCAGUCGUACCACGGCGCAAACGAGCUGAUCGCGUCUAAUCAUAUGGAUGUGAUCAACGUAGUCAGUGUCACUGCUCCGGCAACUGUCAAUCAGUGGGAUGAGACCAACGAGGACGACGUCCAACCAGCACUUUACUGGCGGCAGGCUUUCGACGUCCGUAGCAUGGAACUUUCGUCUGCCGAGCUGCGCUGCAAGUGUAACCGACCUGAGAACCCCGACAAGCGACUAUUUGGUUGUUCGAACGACGAUUGCAGAAAGUGGCUUCACGACGACUGUCUGAUCCAUGAAGCUCUCCUAAGAACCUACAAACGCCUGGGAACCGACAAACCUCACAAGCCUUCACAGAUUAAGGAAGAGGAUGGCGAGGAUACGAAACGGCCGCUGAGUCCUAGUGAGACAGGCGCGGCGCAAACUGCUGAGCAAUCGAUCGAUGUUAAGCCAGAAGAGCAGCAGCAGGUGAUGGACAUAGACGGAGAAAACAUUAAGACCGAGGUGUCUGUCGCCAACUCCGAGACGAAGCGAAGAGGACGACCGCGUAAAUCAGAACCGGUCGAGAAGGCUGCGGCUAAGCCAUACGAAGGACUGUUUGAGGCUACCAUCCACAGUCAUAAUGAUGAGACUCCGUCAGUCCUCGAGAUAACGGACCUUCGAGAGAAUGUGACGGGCGGAGACAAGUCGUGGAAGGAGCCACUCGAAUGCCUCAUCUGCGGUCAAGAGAUCGAGUAA
Messenger RNA from Annulohypoxylon truncatum, 1251 nucleotides. RefSeq lists its product as uncharacterized. The coding region runs from base 1 to 1251 and encodes 416 amino acids. The record is from RefSeq and is a predicted model, not a curated record. The transcript is spliced from 4 exons. NCBI's taxonomy places the organism in Eukaryota, Fungi, Ascomycota, Sordariomycetes, Xylariales, Hypoxylaceae. Gene Ontology annotation, molecular function: chromatin binding.